This is a messenger RNA of Oreochromis aureus, 837 nucleotides long. RefSeq names its product mucin-5AC-like. NCBI's taxonomy places the organism in Eukaryota, Metazoa, Chordata, Actinopteri, Cichliformes, Cichlidae. The annotation marks the transcript as partial. The transcript has a single exon. The record is from RefSeq and is a predicted model, not a curated record.
ACAACAGCAUCACCAACAACCACAUCAGCGUCAGCAACCACCACAACAGCAGCACCAACAACCACAACAGCCGAGGCAACAACCACUACUGCAUCUCCAACAACCACAACACCGACUCCAACAACCACAACAGCAACAACCACAACGGCCGCACCAACAACCACGACUGCAUCUCCAACAACCACAACAGCCGCACCAACAUCCACAACAGCCGAGGCAACGACCACGACUGCAGCUUCAACAACAACAACAGCCGCACCAACUUCCACUACUGCAUCUCUCACAACCACAACAGCAGCACCAACAACCACAACAGCAGCACCAACAACCACAAAAGCAGCACCAACAACCACAACAGCCGAGGCAACAACCACGACUGCAGCUCCAACAACAACAACACCGACUCCAACAACCACAACAGCAACAACCACAACAGCCGCACCAACAACCACGACUGCAGCUCCAACAACCACAACAGCCGCAACAACAUCCACUACUGCAACUCCCACAACCACAACAGCGGCACCAACAACCACAACAGCAGCACCAACAACCACAACAGCCGAGACAACAACCACGACUGCAUCUCCAACAACCACAACACCGACUCCAACAACCACAACAGCAACAACCACAACAGCCGCACCAACAACCACGACUGCAUCUCCAACAACCACAACAGCCGCACCAACAUCCACAACAGCCGAGGCAACAACCACGACUGCAUCUCCAACAACCACAACACCGACUCCAACAACCAAAACAGCAACAACCACAACAGCCGCACCAACAACCACGACUGCAGCUCCAACAACCACAACAGCCGCACCAACAUCC